AUUUUCACUGGCUCAAAAUUCAUUGCUCCCAACAACCAACCUCCUCUCCUCUUCUCACCUCACAAUCACCCCUCUAUAGCUACCUACCCGCCACUUUCAUAUAAGCACAAAAAACCCCUCUUCCCACUUUAACAUUCCUACAGAAAACCGUCUCCACUGUUCUUCCUUCCGUCAAUCUGUGUAGCAAGAAAUCAUGGGUAGCACACCAAAUGAACCAUCUCUGGUCGUAAUAGAGGAAGAUAUCACCCUCCCUUCGCAGAUCACUCCCUCCGCCAAACCCCUCCCUUUAGUCGCCCACGGAAUCACGGACAUCGAGAUACACUUCCUCCAGAUCAAGUUUACCGCGAUCGGAGUCUACUUCGACCCGAACGACGUCGUUUCGGCUCUGCAGCAGUGGAAGGGUAAAUCGGGGAAGGAAUUGGAGGAAAACGACGAAUUCUUCGAGGCUGUGGUUUCGGCGCCGGCGGAGAAGCUGAUCCGCGUGGUGGUGAUCAAGGAGAUCAAAGGCUCGCAGUACGGGGUCCAGCUGGAGAGCGCGGUGAGGGACCGGCUGUCGGAGGUGGACAAGUACGAGGACGAGGAGGAAUCGGCGCUGGAGAAAGUGGCCGAAUUCUUCCAGUCCAAGUAUUUCAAGAAGGGAUCCGUCGUCAAUUUCCAUUUCCCGGCGGGGAAGCCGCUGGAGAUCGGGUUCGCGGCGGAGGGGAAGGAGGAGGCGAGGCUGGCGGUGGAGAACGGGAACGUGGCGGAGACGAUCCAGAAAUGGUAUCUCGGCGGGUCGCGGGGGGUUUCUCCGACCACUAUUACUGCCUUGGCGAAUUCUCUCUCGGGCCACCUUGGUAAAUGAGCGGCGGUGGUGAUGUCGGUGUUUGGUUUGUGGGUUUGGGCAGUUCUCCGGGUGGGCUGGGAUGAGAUGGGCCGGGUUCUUUAAUGGUUUGUGUGGGUUGCUUCAUUCGGCCCAUCUGUUGUUUUAGUUAACGGAACCCAUCGGGUGCUAAUUAGUUUACGAAUGCGGUUUGUGUGACGUGUAACUGUUUUUCUUCUUCUUGGGUGUUUCUCAAACAAAUAAAGGGCGAAAUCAGUAAAUUACCUUCAGUUGCACAAGACGACGCAUUCACAUAUUCUACAAAAUAUAUAAUGGAG
Molecule: messenger RNA, 1140 nt
Organism: Linum tenue
Lineage: Eukaryota; Viridiplantae; Streptophyta; Magnoliopsida; Malpighiales; Linaceae
Source: the annotation of a GenBank genome assembly